Molecule: messenger RNA, 374 nt
Organism: Eurytemora carolleeae
Lineage: Eukaryota; Metazoa; Arthropoda; Copepoda; Calanoida; Temoridae
Exons: 2
Coding region: 27-374 (115 amino acids)
Source: RefSeq, a predicted model, not a curated record
CUACCCCUGGAGUAAAGCAGUUCAGGAUGGAGUUAGCCAAAAGAAACAUCGAAAAUAUUCUUACUGAAGAAGGACGCCGGCAAAGGAGACAACAGGAGGCCCGGAGAACAGGUGGAGGGCCAAGCGUUCAUCCUAUUCCAGAACCGGACCCUGAGGUCUUCAGGUCUGAUGUGAAAAUCAGAAACAAAUUUGGUCCAGUGAACAUUGGAGAUACAACAUUUCCCUCUAGACCCUUAAGCCUCAACCUGUCAGUUGAAUAUGAGGAGGAGAGGAGAUUGAGUUCUCCAAGGAUACCCAGUAUACCCCAGGAGGAGGAGGAGCAUGACUUGCUGAGCUCAGCAAAUUCUGAAGGAAAUUUUUCAUUUUAUUCAUAA